UCUCCAUCAUUUAUAAGUAAUGUAUUUACACACAGGUCAUGUUGAAACAUAGUGUAAAUGCCUUGCAAUUGGCCUACCGAACGAUCACAUUAUUUCCUUGUUCACAUUCCGUUUCAGAUGGUUUGGGCCAAGACCACAGACAUUGGAUGUGGAGUUGCGAGUUGUCCAAAGUACGGUCUAUCAAUCGUGUGUAAUUAUGGUCCAGGUGGUAAUUGGAAUGAUGAGAAACCAUAUGAAGUGAAAUCACGUGAAUUGUGCCCGAAAAUGCAGAAUAUUCCUAAAGGCAGUUUCAAAACGAUGCAUGAUAAUACACAGCGUGCACCAUUAUCAAUGGUGAAUGUCAACCACAAGUUCUCAACGACCGGUUCAAGUGGAAUUAGAGUUCACAAUCAACCCUCUACAGGUUUGCAAAGACCGUUGGAUGACAAAAGCCUCGAAAUACUCGAACUGCAUAGAAAAUACAGACAGGAUUUAGUUGAUUGUAAAGUUGAUGGACAACCUCCAGCUAAAUAUAUGUCACCAUUGAAAUGGAAUUACAAUCUGGCUGCACAAGCACAAAAAUUGGCGAUCAAUUGCACCUUGCAACACGACAAACGUCAUUCGGAUGAAUUCCGUUGGGUUGGACAAAAUAUUGCUCUCGGUCCAACCAUUAAGUCAGGAGUAGAUGCUUGGUUCAAUGAGCACAAAUUAUACGACUACAAUCACAACGACUGUAUGAAAUGUUUGCAUUACACACAAAUGGUUUGGGCCAAGACCACAGACAUUGGAUGUGGAGUUGCGAGUUGUCCAAAGUACGGUCUAUCAAUCGUGUGUAAUUAUGGUCCAGGUGGUAAUUGGAAUGAUGAGAAACCAUAUGAAGUGAAAUCACGUGAAUUGUGCCCGAAAAUGCAGAAUAUUCCUAAAGGCAGUUUCAAAACGAUGCAUGAUAAUACACAGCGUGCACCAUUAUCAAUGGUGAAUGUCAACCACAAGUUCUCAACGACCGGUUCAAGUGGAAUUAGAGUUCACAAUCAACCCUCUACAGGUUUGCAAAGACCGUUGGAUGACAAAAGCCUCGAAAUACUCGAACUGCAUAGAAAAUACAGACAGGAUUUAGUUGAUUGUAAAGUUGAUGGACAACCUCCAGCUAAAUAUAUGUCACCAUUGAAAUGGAAUUACAAUCUGGCUGCACAAGCACAAAAAUUGGCGAACAAAUGCAUCUUGCAACACGACAAACGUCAUUCGGAUGAAUUCCGUUGGGUUGGACAAAAUAUUGCUCUCGGUCCAACCAUUAAGUCAGGAGUAGAUGCUUGGUUCAAUGAGCACAAAUUAUACGACUACAAUCACAACGACUGUAUGAAAUGUUUGCAUUACACACAAAUGGUUUGGGCCAAGACCACAGACAUUGGAUGUGGAGUUGCGAGUUGUCCAAAGUACGGUCUAUCAAUCGUGUGUAAUUAUGGUCCAGGUGGUAAUUGGAAUGAUGAGAAACCAUAUGAAGUGAAAUCACGUGAAUUGUGCCCGAAAAUGCAGAAUAUUCCUAAGGGCAGUUUCAAAACGAUGCAUGAUAAUACACAGCGUGCACCAUUAUCAAUGGUGAAUGUCAACCACAAGUUCUCAACGACCGGUUCAAGUGGAAGUAGAGUUCACGAACUUCGCCCUCAAAUUCAACCUAUUCCUUUAAAUAUUUUUGGAAAUAAUGGUCGUAAUACCCGGAUUAUAUCGACUUUCGGAAACGAAAAUAAACAUAUGUUUUCAAAGAGCGUUCGUGAUGGUAGUAGCCUUGUCUAUGUACAAGGACAGCAUAAUAAUAGAAGCGUACGAUACAGGAAUUGAUUGAAUUUAC
Molecule: messenger RNA, 1825 nt
Organism: Schistosoma haematobium
Lineage: Eukaryota; Metazoa; Platyhelminthes; Trematoda; Strigeidida; Schistosomatidae
Exons: 10
Coding region: 58-1815 (585 amino acids)
Source: RefSeq, a predicted model, not a curated record